Molecule: messenger RNA, 1411 nt
Organism: Punica granatum (pomegranate)
Lineage: Eukaryota; Viridiplantae; Streptophyta; Magnoliopsida; Myrtales; Lythraceae
Source: RefSeq, a predicted model, not a curated record
UUCUCAUCGGGAGAAUAUCCGGUCCAGGGGAUGGUUAAGCUAACUAUUGUUGGGAGGGUAAGAGAUGGAUUGCCUCUUGCACAAGGACAUCGAUACAUGAACGAAGAUAAUGACAAUUUUGCAACAUACAAGAAACGAGGAGAAUUCAUACUUGCAGAAAUAUCAAGGGGAGCCUUGGCAUCUCUGAGAAUGACCAUUCAGCUCGGAAAUAAUCAUUACUUCCACUGUUUAGCUGAGGAGGGCACUUGCUUUAUUGUAUUGUGUGAUUCCUCCUAUCCAAGAAAACUAGCUUUCAGUUAUCUACAUGAUUUGCAAGUGGAGUUUCAGAAGUUUGACGAGACAUUCAUAGAGAACAUUAAAAGGCAAUACAGCUUUAUUAAAUUGGAUAGUAUAAUAGGGAUAUUGAAGAGGCAGUACAUAGAUACAAGGACACAGGCUAAUCUGUCGAGGCUUAACGCGAGUCGUCAAAAAGACCUCGAUGUAAUUACGAACACGUCUGAAGUUGCUGAAAGGAGGAGGGAAUCAGAGAGAUUAGAAAGAAUGCUGGCAGCAACAAGAGUUGUUUCAGCAGUUUGGGGCUCCCCGCUUCUUGAGGAGCCAUUUGCCAUAGUUACAUGCAUGUUAAGAUUUUCAUUUCUUAAGCAGGUAAUUGCAUUGAAAUGGACACCUAUUACACUUAGCAUUGGUGUUGCUGCUGUUGUUUUCUGGGCGAGCUUAGUUCUCACGGACAGCCUUGUCAUUUGAAGCCCAUGAAACCAAACUGCCCCUGUAAAUAUAUUAGUAAUCUUCUGUGUAAAUGCCUUAAUUGAUUCACAUGAUAGACCGUUUGCGUGGGUGAAUUUGACUUGUAAACCUGGUAAAAUGACUGAGCGAGUAAGUCCUGCAUAUGAAAGAGUAACUUCGACGGUAACUGCUUAUCCAUAGACCACCUACUCGAAAAUUCUAUAGCAAACCUGCACGUCUUGGCUAUGUCCUCGAGUUAGAACUGUGAUUCAUGUCUCUCCAAAUUUCAAUUGCAAUUCGCCAAGCCAAGCAUUUCGUCAGAGCAUGAACAUCCCCAACUAGAAGUUGUUUUUUGUGUAGUUAAAUGAGUCUAAUUCAACGAAGCAGGUGGGUGGGGCAAACUUCAUUUUUGAGACGUCUCCUGAUCUUCACUGUCCAACUCAGUCAAGAAAUUUCCCCUUCUAUUUUAUCACAGAGUCAAUAAGAGAAGUCUUUUCCCGAUUACUAUUCUCUUUAUUUAGGUACCCAAGCAGGACUUUUAUAUCCAUCCUUCGUUCACAUCUGUAGAUCAAAUUCAAAAUCUUAUUCACAUAUAGAAUAGUAGUCUUGAAAACUGAUUUGCCCUCAAACUCAAACUCUAGACUUUCACCGAUCAAGGUCUCAGAUCAUCUCCCAAAAAAAAAAAAAA